GGAGGCCAGAGCUUCGAGCGAUCCGGGCUGCGCCUCCGCUGAGGGGCCGGCGGUAUGGGCCGGGAUCUGCGGGGCUGAGGGACGCUCAGGAGCGGCGAGGCUCACGGCCCGAAGGAGGACCCAAUAGAAGGAACAUGACAUCUAGAGGCAGCAGACUUGUUUCAGAUUCAUGCCUUAUCAUUUCUUAAUUUUAUGUAUUGGGAGCAUCUCUGCAAGAUGUCAGCACUAAGGAUUUGGCUAAUGCAAGCUUUGCUUCUUUUCCUCACCACUGAAUCUAUAGGUCAACUUGUGGAACCGUGCGGUUACAUCUACCCUGAGUUUCCAGUUGUCCAGCGUGGCUCUAACUUCACUGCCAUCUGUGUGCUAAAGGAGAAGUGUCUGGAGCAGUACUACGUGAAUGCCAAUUACAUCGUGUGGAAGACAAACCAUGUUGCUGUUCCCAAGGAGCAGGUCACUGUCAUCAACAGAACCACGUCCAGUGUCACGUUCACAGACGUGACCCUCCAGAACGUCCAGCUCACCUGCAAUAUCCUGUCCUUUGGGCAGAUCGAGCAGAAUGUAUAUGGAACCACCAUACUUUCAGGCUUUCCUCCAGAUAUACCUACAAAUUUGAGUUGCAUUGUGAAUGAGGGGAAGAACAUGCAGUGUCACUGGGACCCAGGAAGGGAGACAUAUCUAGAAACAAACUACACUUUGAAAUCAGAGUGGGCAACGGAGAAGUUUCCUGAUUGUCAAACACAACGAGGCACCUCAUGCGUGGUCAGCUACACUCCCAUCUAUUUUGUCAACAUCGAAGUCUGGGUGGAAGCAGAGAACGCCCUUGGAAAGGUCUCCUCGGAGUCCAUCAAUUUCGACCCUGUGGAUAAAGUGAAACCCAGCCCACCACAUAAUUUAUCAGUGACCAACUCAGAAGAAUUAUCCAGUAUAUUAAAGCUAACAUGGGUCAGUUCAGGUUUGGGCGGUAUUUUAAGGCUGAAGUCUGACAUCCAAUAUAGGACCAAAGAUGCCUCAACUUGGAUUCAGGUCCCUCUUGAAGAUACAGUGUCUCCCCGAACUUCGUUCACAGUGCAGGACCUUAAGCCUUUCACAGAAUAUGUGUUUAGGAUCCGGUCCAUUAAGGAGAAUGGGCGAGGCUACUGGAGUGACUGGAGUGAGGAGGCAAGUGGAACCACGUACGAGGACAGACCAUCCAAACCACCAAGUUUCUGGUAUAAGAUAAAUCCAUCCCAUACACAGGAAUAUAGAUCUGCACGGCUCAUAUGGAAGGCGUUACCUCUUUCUGAUGCCAAUGGGAAAAUCUUGGAUUAUGAAGUGAUUCUUACACAGUCAAAGUCAAUCUCUCAAACGUACACAGUUAAUAGUACAGAGCUGAUAGUAAAUCUCACCAAUAACCGCUAUGUAGCAUCUCUGGCAGCAAGAAAUUCGGUCGGCAAAUCAGCUGCAACUGUCCUCACCAUCCCCAGCUCCCACUUCAGAGCUUCUCACCCUGUGGUGGAUCUUAAAGCUUUUCCAAAAGAUAAUCUGCUCUGGGUGGAGUGGAUGCCGCCGUCUAAAUCUGUGCACAAGUACAUCAUAGAGUGGUGUGUGUUGUCCGAGAACUCACCCUGUAUCCCAGACUGGCAGCAAGAGGAUGCCACUGUGAAUCGGACCCACUUGAGAGGAAGCCUACUGGAGAGCAAGUGCUAUCUAAUCACAGUGACCCCAGUAUUUACCACUGGGCCCGGCAGCCCUGAGUCUAUGAAGGCAUACCUCAAACAAGCAGCUCCUUCUAGAGGACCGACUGUUCGGACAAAAAAAGUGGGGAAAAAUGAAGCUGUCCUAGAGUGGGACCAACUUCCUGUGGAUGUCCAGAACGGAUUUAUUAGAAACUACUCCAUAUCUUAUAGAACCAGUGUUGGAAAGGAAAUGGUUGUGCAUGUGGAUUCUUCUCACACAGAAUACACGCUGUCCUCUUUGAGUAGUGAUACACUGUACAUGGUCCGAAUGGCAGCGUACACGGAUGAAGGAGGGAAAGAUGGGCCGGAAUUCACUUUCACAACACCGAAGUUCGCUCAAGGAGAAAUAGAAGCCAUAGUCGUGCCUGUGUGCUUAGCGUUCCUCCUGACAACUCUGCUGGGAGUCUUGUUCUGCUUCAAUAAACGAGACCUAAUUAAAAAACACAUCUGGCCUAAUGUUCCAGAUCCUUCAAAGAGCCAUAUUGCCCAGUGGUCCCCUCACACCCCCCCAAGGCACAAUUUCAACUCCAAAGAUCAAAUGUACUCAGAUGGCAAUUUCACUGAUGUCAGCGUGGUGGAAAUAGAAGCAAACAAUAAAAAGCCUUGUCCAGAUGACCUGAAGUCCUUGGACCUGUUCAAGAAGGAGAAGAUGAGUACAGAAGGGCACAGCAGUGGCAUCGGGGGUUCCUCAUGCAUGUCCUCCUCCAGGCCCAGCAUCUCCAGCAAUGAGGAGAACGAGUCUGCUCAGAGCACCGCGAGCACCGUGCAGUACUCCACAGUGGUGCACAGCGGCUACAGGCACCAGGUCCCGUCCGUGCAAGUAUUCUCAAGGUCCGAGUCCACCCAGCCCCUGCUAGACUCCGAGGAGCGGCCAGAAGACCUGCAGCUGGUUGAUAACGUGGACAGCGGGGAUGAGAUCUUGCCCAGGCAACAGUAUUUCAAACAGAACUGCAGUCAGCCUGAAGCCAGUCCAGAUAUUUCACAUUUUGAAAGGUCAAACCAGGUUUCAUCGGGCAGCGAGGAGGAUUUUGUCAGACUGAAACAGCAGCAGGUUUCAGAUCACACUUUGCAGCCCUAUGGGUCUGAGCAGCGGAGGCUGUUUCAGGAAGGCUCUGCGGCAGAUGCUCUUGGCACAGGGACUGAUGGACAGAUGGAGAGGUUUGAGUCUGUCGGAAUGGAGACAGCGAUCGAUGAAGAAAUUCCCAAGAGUUACUUGCCGCAGACUGUAAGACAAGGCGGCUACAUGCCGCAGUGAAGGACGGGCUCCUGUACGGCUUCCGCAGGACCGGCAAAGUAAAGCUAAAACACAUGUGACUUCAGAUGAGAACUAGUCUUCACUCCCUGAAGAUAAUCAUUGCCUUUAAGGACAGAGUCACAACUGGGCCAUCUCUGUUUCCAGAGUGACCGGGAUUCUCCUUCAAGCACUACAUGAACUGACUUUUUCCUCUGAGUAGCUGGAGGACUCGGCUGUUUCAGGAUGUAUGCACUGCCGAAAACAAAGUGUGUCUGAGUUUAUAAAACUUCUGUUUUGCUACACAGAAAACAGGGGAUUUCAAUGAGCCAUGGCGUCGGUCAGCUGUGCUGGUUUCGGUGAGACUGGUCAGCCAGAUGCCAGGAGCAAAGGUCUAAACCCUCCUCAGCCCACAGCAUCAUUUAAAAGGGCCACGGGGCAGACUCCAGAUUGUGUCAUCUAGCAAAAGAAAGGGUGGAGUGUGGUCCAUUUCUGGUUCCAUCAGUUAGAGAAUAUUGGCCUGCUCCUUGCUGUUGGUAUCGAUGCUGCCAGUUUUUACUGAAGAAAAGGAUGAACUUUAAAGAUAAGUAACAUAGAAGUACCCAUUUUCUUAUAUUCACCUAAAACCUCACCAAAAUCUGCUUAUUAGUGACAAUGUCUUUCAGAGUCAAUUUCAUCAACCUUAUAGUGGACCGGGCUGGCCUCAAACUCAUGGAGGUCUGUCUGCCUCUGCCUCCGGAGUACUGGGAUUAAAGGCAAUCCACAACUGCUCAACUUAAAAAAUUUCUGUUUUUAAAGACUUAAGUUGUUGACAUGUUUCUGAACACAUAUAAACACACUAGGGACAGAUGAUUCCAGAUGUUGGUUGAGGAAGCACUUUAUUCAGAAUGUCUUCAACUUUAAAUUACUUUAAUUGACUCCACCUUGUUUUUAUUUACAAGAAUAGCAAGGUGUUUGCUGAAGGGUGGCAUUCCCCAGAGCCUCAGGCAGAGUCCCAGAACAUACACACCGAUGUCAGCAACCACCACAGUGACAGAAGUCCUCCUACAGGGCUGGCAAAGCCAUAAGGGUUUUGUUAGUUUGCUGGGCGGGGAUUGAACCCACAGCCUUGUACAUGCUAGACACUUACUCUACCACUGAGCUGAUCAUUUACACAUCUCAUUAUGUUGUCUAGGCUCAAGUGAUCCUCCUGUCCCAGCUUCCUGAGUGUCUGGGAUUUCGGGUGUGUGCUGCCACACACCCAACCAGGUAUUUUUAAUAUCUGCCAUUUAUGAGGUAGAGUUUUACACACGAUUUAGGACUAUCUUAAACCUGUUCCAUCCAGUUGCUUUAUUAAGGAGUAGUCCAGGCAUCCAGUGUUUAACACUAAAGCCAUUAAUGUAUUUGUGCCUAACUUUCCAGUGUGACAUGGAGGCAAGGACUAAAGGUAGACACUGGGUGGACAGGAAUUGGCUGAGUGCCAUUAGUGGCUGAUUACCUCCAAGUGUGCCCACAGGAAAAGGAUUAAAGUUUCAGAACAUGGGCACUUAAAUCAUUUAUAACGGUUUCCACACAGUGGCUGAGGAGGAGUUGCUAUGCACUUCGUUGGAUGCAGUUUUACCUUUUACUCUCAGAAGGCUGUUUAUGUUCUACUUGCUGAUGUGUUAUCAUUUAUAUUUUUAUACUGGGUAAUCCUUUCUGAGUUCUGUCACGUGUAUGCCCCCCCCCCCCCCCAUGAGACAGUACAUGCUUCGCUCUGGUAUAUUCAGUUGCCUUCUUGGCAAAGCCAGCCUGGAAUUGCUAAAAUGGCGGAAGUGAAGGUAGAUUGAAGGACAGGUCCGGGUCAGAGAGACCAGAAUUCACACUACAGGGCUGGCACCGUCACCAUUCAAGUUGGACGUCAAAGCCUGGUCCCAGUCAGGACUGAGUUUCCUAUGUAUAUGUCUGCCAGGAAAUUAACCCUCGCUAAAUUUCUCAUUUUCUCACAGUAAGCAGUCUAGUUAUGUGACUGUAUUCAUGUUUAGCUGUAACUUUCCUUAUAUCAAAUAGUGGUGCUGUGAACAUUGUAGUGUGAAGUCUGUACUGGGCUGGGAUAGUAACCCAGUGUGAGUUCAGGAGUGAACAUCAAGAUCACUGAAGGAAGAACCCCAUGGGGGCAAGUCUGCAUGUUCAAUCCCAUACAGGAAGUGUUCCAGUGAGCCAGGACCUCUGCCAGCAGAGAGCGUGUGUGCUCACAGCAUGAACACUCAUUCAGGAGAUGUAUAAUGGAGCACCUUUCUUUGCUCUGAGAGAGAAAAGCAGUUGUUUUGUUUUUGUUUUUUGUUUUUUGUUCUUCGAGACAGGGUUUCUCUGUGUAGCCCUGGCUGUCCUGGAACUCACUCUGUAGACCAGGCUGGCC
Molecule: messenger RNA, 5323 nt
Organism: Grammomys surdaster
Lineage: Eukaryota; Metazoa; Chordata; Mammalia; Rodentia; Muridae
Gene: Il6st
Product: interleukin 6 signal transducer
Exons: 17
Coding region: 193-2970 (925 amino acids)
Biological process (GO): cytokine-mediated signaling pathway
Cellular component (GO): external side of plasma membrane; membrane; signaling receptor complex
Molecular function (GO): cytokine receptor activity; cytokine binding
Source: RefSeq, a predicted model, not a curated record